Messenger RNA from Ogataea philodendri, 1020 nucleotides. RefSeq lists its product as uncharacterized. The transcript is spliced from 3 exons. Gene Ontology annotation, cellular component: proteasome core complex, alpha-subunit complex; proteasome core complex. The coding region runs from base 1 to 1020 and encodes 339 amino acids. The record is from RefSeq and is a predicted model, not a curated record. NCBI's taxonomy places the organism in Eukaryota, Fungi, Ascomycota, Pichiomycetes, Pichiales, Pichiaceae.
AUGGGAACCUUAGCUUUUGCAAUGGUCUCCACGUUGAUUCCAAGUUUGUUGUUUCUAAUGUAUGAUGAUAGCUGGUACAACGAGGACCGGUUGUCUGAUGCAUUCUCGAAGACGACCAACGGUAUUGUUACGAGCUUGGAUCUCUUCGGCGGAUGGAGAAAUGUAUUUGAUGAAAUCUUUGAUCUCCAUAGUCAGCCAGUCACUUAUCUCGAUCUGCUUGGAAUGGUCGUUGUUGCGGAUCCAGGGAUAUCGUGGAUUGUUGUUUCCUGUCUUGAAAUCGAGAGAUUUUGUAUGGUAAACGGUCUCGUCGUUGCUGAGUUAAAGCAAAUUGAGCAUGCGUUGGCCGCUGUGAAGCAGGGUGUCACGUCUUUGGGAAUUAAGGCCACCAACGGGAUUGUGUUGGCAACCGAGCGUAAAUCGUCUUCUGUGCUUGUGCAAUCCGACUUUGUCGACAAGAUCGUGAAUAUUACUCCAGACAUAGGAAUGACAUACGCCGGAAUGGGCCCGGACUUCAGAGUUCUCACAGAUAAGUCAAGAAAAGUGGCACACACAAACUACAAGAGAAUAUACAACGAGAACCCACCGACAAAGAUCCUUGUUUCUGAAGUCGCUAAGAUCAUGCAAGAUGCCACUCAAAGUGCCGGUGUUCGUCCAUACGGAGUGUCGUUGCUGCUAGGUGGUUACGACGAGAACAACGGAUUCAUGUUGUACCAAGUGGAUCCUUCAGGAUCUUAUUUCCCAUGGAAGGCUACCGCAAUUGGUAAAGGAUCUAACGCCGCUAAAACAUUCUUGGAGAAACGUUGGAACGAGGAAUUGGAACUCGAGGACGCCAUCCACAUUGCUCUUCUCACUCUCAAGGAAAGUAUCGAGGGCGAGAUGAACGGAGACACCGUCGAGAUCUCGGUGAUUGGUUCUGAGAACGUCGACCUUUUGGGUUUCCAGGGAGUUUCGAACGUGAGCGGUCCUCGCUUCAGAAAGCUCUCUAAACAGGAAAUUAACGAUAGAUUGGAAACUUUAUAG